AUGCACUUCUUCGUACGAAGCCAGGCGGGCAUCAACCAGCUGGGCGGCGUCUUCGUGAACGGGCGGCCGCUGCCGGACUACAUCCGGCGCCGCAUCGUCGAACUGGCGCUGAUGGGCGUGAGGCCAUGCGACAUCUCGCGGCAGCUGCUCGUGUCGCACGGCUGCGUGUCCAAGAUACUGACGCGCUUCUACGAGACCGGCUCCAUCAAGCCGGGCUCCAUCGGUGGGAGCAAGCCCAAGGUAUCCAAUCCGCAGGUGAUGCGUCGUAUGCUGCGCUACAAGAACGACACCGGCCCCGCUGGUUGGGACAUGCGGCAGCUGAUGCCCCACCAACCACCUCAGCAGCCCCAGCAGCAACACCAGCCGCAGCCCGACCACCCCAUGGGCGCAGAGCACGGCCUCGGGUCUCCACCGGCGUCGGCUUCCAGAGUUCUGCGAUGCGCCGCUGAGUGUACGGCGCUCUCCUCACCAACUGUGGACGUGACGGGAGGCCUCGCUGAGCCACUGCCCCUGGCCAUGGGGCCAUACUACCCUAGCCCCUACUUGGCCCUGCAGCACGUGACCACGUGCUUGCCCGCGUUGCCACAGCAACCGCCACAGCAGCAUCCUCAGACACGGCAGGCACAACAUCAACAGCAGCACCCGCUGCAGCAGAACGGUCUCGGCCAGAUGGCGACUAUGCCUUCCACCUCAUCCGCCAUGUUUGCCACCUCUUCGUGUGCCACCGUGACGAGGCCUUCGACGUCGCACAACUCCGGAGGAAUGCUCUUCCAAAAGAAGCAACGGAGCAGGCCUGACUCGAACGAGCACGACUCGGAAGAUGACCUUGAGGACCAAGACUCGUCAGACGAGCAGGUGCCCUCAAGACGGCGUACCACUGGAGGCAGCAAGGGCGUAACGUCUUACUCGAUCGAGGAGAUACUCAAGAAACCCGGUGACGUCCCAUCCGCAAGGUCCAGGGCAUCUUACAGGCGAGCAGCGGCGGCUUGGAGUUCUGAUGACGCGGGCGCCAACGGAACGUCGCCACAACAUUCCAGGGGCCACUCAAAGUCCGAGCAGGAGUCGAGCCUCGAGGCGGAAGUGACCUCAUCGUCCGCCGACGCCGAGUGCAACGGGCCUGCCGCGUCCCAGACGCAGUCACUGAGCGACCAGACGACGACCGCGGCAGCCGCUGCAGCUGCCGCGGCCGUGGCGGCUUUUCAGCCCCAGGCAGCAGCUCUGGCUCUGUGGGCCGGCGCCGCGGCUUCCAGCCCCGGAAGCGUGGGCUUCGCGUCCUUCCCGUUCACGAGGUUCGCUCCGAUGAUGGCACCGUUUCCGUGCUCCUACUUCUCGCAAAUGGCCGCCAUUUACCCGCACGCCCAACCGGCGCAGCCGUCGUCCUCGUCUGUCGAACCGGCGGUCGCAGUGGACAGCCACGUCGUUGCCGACUCGGCCACUUCGCCAUCGCCUGCGGCCGAAACCCCGCCGAACAACACGAUGCAUCCGAAGCACAGUUCACAGGCGCUGAGUCCGUGA
Molecule: messenger RNA, 1515 nt
Organism: Rhipicephalus microplus (southern cattle tick)
Lineage: Eukaryota; Metazoa; Arthropoda; Arachnida; Ixodida; Ixodidae
Source: RefSeq, a predicted model, not a curated record